AUGAAGACCAUGAGAAAUGAUCGUCUAUCCGGUACUCCUUGGGAUAAUGUAAAAACUUUAAAAAACUGUCAAGUGGAUUUAUUAUUUUCUUGUGAUUUACAGAAAGGAGUAGAACAUAAACUAAUAUCAUUCGCUUUAAAUUUAUUGAGUGUAAGUAAAAAAUAUGAACUGAUAUUUAUUAGCUACGGUCAAUAUAUUUAUGUAUAUGAAAUGAAUAAGUUUAUAAAUAAUAGUAAUUUUUUUAUGAAAGAAUAUGAAAAUAAUAAAUAUAAACUUCAAUAUUAUUUUAAUAAUGAAGAAAUUAGAAAAAAUAAUUCCUCUUUUAAAAAUAUGAAUAAAAUAUCAUAUAUAUAUGAAGAAUUGAAAAGAGAAUUUUAUUUAAAAAAAAUGAAUAUACCAUGUCCUUCUUUAAAACUUUCUCCACAUUUAUAUUCUAAAGGAUAUGUUAAUAUAAAAUGUGAAGAAAAUGAAGCAAUGAAUAAAAGUAUAUUAAUUUCAGUUGGAUGGUCAGAAGAUACUAAUGUAUAUUAUGUCGAAAAAAUUGUUGAAUCUAUAAAUACAAAACAGAAAAUAAAAAAUAUUUUGCAAAAUAAUAUAUACGAUUUUUUUCAAAAAUAUGAAAAUAUAUAUAAUGACCAAGGUAUUACAUCUCCUCAUUUUUCAAAUAUUUCAAAGGAUCCUUAUUGUUUUUUAAAAAAGUUAAAAAUUGACGAACAUCAUUUUGUACUUAAUAUUUUUUAUAAUAAUAAUUAUAAUAAUUAUAAUAAUUAUUUUUAUAAUAAUAAUAAUGAUGAUGAUAAUAAUAAUGAUGAUGAUAAUAAUAAUGAUGAUAAUAAUAAUAAUAAUAAUAAUAAUAAUAAUAACAAUUAUAACAAUGAUAAUAUUAUUCAACUAAACAAUAAUAAUUAUUUAAAUUCUAAGUCUAAGUAUAAGUUAGACAAGCAUAUGUGCAACCCCUUUAUCAUAAAUGAAGAAUAUUUAGCUAAUUAUUCCAAUGACAUUGUUGAUACGAUUAAAUUUUCAAAAAAUAGUAACUAUUUUGAUUUUUUAAAAAAUAAAAUUAAAGAAAAGAGGAAUAUGAUAUUUUAUAAAUAUCAUGAAAAUAGGAAGAGGAAAUCCUUAUCCUUACUAUCUAAAGUGAAGAAAAAAAAGAAAAAGAUAAAAAAAAAAAAAGUAGACAUUUCUAAUGAUAAAAUAGAUCAAAUUAAAAAUCUUCAAACAAUUAAUAAUUUUCCUAAUAAUAAAGAAAAUAUUGAUCAUAAUAAUAAAAUAUAUGAUAUUCAUGAAGGUGAUAUUAUGGAUCCGAACAGUGAUGAUGACAUUAUUAAUCACAUACAAAAUGACAUUGUUCAUAAUCAAGAUUUGGCUGAUGGCAAUAUUAACCAUGUUAAUAACUCCUCUGAGGGAAAAAAGAAAAAAAAAAUAAAUAUCAUGGAACAUCAUACAUAUAAUGAGAAAGAAAAGAAAAGACAAAAAAUUGAUAUUUUAAAAAUAAAGAAAAACAACAUAUAUAAUGAGGAUAUCUGUAAAACGAACUGCACGGAUGUAAUGAAAAUGGAGAACGAUAAUAUGCAUAAUACAAGAGGGGAAGCACGUAGGGGCAAAAAAAAAAAAAAAAAAUGUAUAAAAAGAAAAAAAAAAAUAUACAAGUUUAGGAUUAGUGAUAUUUAUAGUAGUCUUGAGAGUGAAGAGGAGGAACUAGAAGAAGAAUUGAAUAAUGAUGAUGAUGAUAAUAAAAAUAAUAAGAAUAAAAAGGAUGAUGAAAAUAAUAAGCACAAUAAUUUAAAGAAUAAUAUAUCCUCGAAUGAUUUGAAAAACUCAAAAAUGAAAAAAGGGAAAAAAACAAGAAUCAAAAGAAAUUACAAAAGCACAUAUAAAAAAUACCAUUAUAAUAACUAUUUAGAUUAUGAUGAAAAAGAAAUUGAAGAAUUUGAUUUUUUUAAUAAGCUACGCAAAAAGAUUUAUAUAGGAUAUAAUUUAAGAAAUAAUUUAGAACUAAAUGAAAAAAAUGAUUAUAUAAAUACGUUCAGAACAAAAAAUCAUUUUAUAAAUGAAUAUAUGAAAUCAUCAACAGAUGAUGAAAUAAAUGAUGAUAUUAAUGAACAGAAUUUGUCAUUAAAUUUAAAUAAUGCUAAUAUGGAAAUGAUUGAGAAAAAUAAAGAGAAGAAUAAAUUCUAUGCUCGAGAUUAUUCUUCCAGUGACACUUCAAAUUAUUAUCCUAAUGAUAGUCAUGAUAAUAAUUACUAUGAUAGUUAUCACAAUGCUAAUACUUAUAAUCUUCAUCGUAAAAAAUAUCAUUAUAAACCAUUUGAAAACAUUAAAAAAUUUAAAAACAAAAACCCGUAUUUUUAUCCUCAAAGAAAAUAUAAAGCACAUAAUAAAGAAUAUAAAGGUAAAAAUAAAAAAAGACAACUAAAAAGGUUAAAUAAAAAUACAAAGAAUUAUAUGUUAUAUACGAACAAAAUUAAUAAAUUAAAAGAAGAGAGAAAGACAUUUAUUAAUUUCUGUAAAUCAUAUAUUAAAAAUAAAUAUUAUAAUGAGUAUAGUAAACGAUUAGAAGGUUUUGAGGAUCCAUUUAAUAAAAUAAAGUAUCAUAAUAUAUGGAAAGGUCUUAAUAUCUUUACAUUUAAUUUAUUUAAUGUUGAUUAUAAUGAUAAGAUUUUGAAAUCUGUACAAAUAUAUGUACAACCAGAUAUUGUAUUUAAUAAUAAAAUGUAUAUAAAAUCAGAUACAUCUACAUGGGCUAUAUCAUUUAAUUUUAAAAAAAAUUUACUAGCCAUUGGAUCAAAUACUCACAAUAUACAUAUAUAUAAUUUGAACAAUUUUUAUUAUUUUAGAAAAAGAUAUGAUUAUGAUGAGGCAAUAAAUUAUUUUAAAAAUAUGUUUAUUCAUAAUAAUAUAAGAGUAGGAGAACUCUUUGAAAAUGACAAGGGUUGUGCAUUUUUAUAUGAAGAUAUAUAUAGAGACAUAUUUGAAACUAAAUCAUCUAAUGAUAAUAAAGGAUUGGAGGAUUAUAAUAAUAAAGAAAAAAAUAUAUUACCUAAUUGUAACAAAGAGGGAAAAAACAAAAUGAAAAAUAAAAAUUUAUCUGAUCAUUGUAGUAAAGGAAUGAAAUGUAUAUUACCAGCAGAUAAUAUAAUAAGUAAUAUUCUUAUAAGAAAAAGUAAAAUUCCUGUUGAUUUAUCCCUUUUUUUUAUUCUUAGAAAAGAACAUUUGAAAUCUGUACUUAUAUCAAUAUCACAAAAUUUUCCAAUAGAUUCUAUGCUAUUACUUUUAAAACAAGCAUAUAUAGGAAAAGAAUUUUACAACAUACAAUGGGAUAUAUAUCAUAAUAUGAAUAAGUUUAUGUUAAAAAUAAAAAAGAUGUAUUCUAAUAUAUUUCUUAGAAGAUGUAAUUUUCCUUUAAAUUUAUUUGAUAGUAAUACGCUACAAGUAAAUUCUCAUAAUUUGUUAAAUAAUUGGUAUAUAAAAUAUGUAUACGAAUAUAUUCUUUUGUAUGUCCAUUGUAAAGAUAAGUAUAAUAAAUAUAGUAUUACAAAUGAACAGAUAAAGGCAAAAAAAAAGAACUAUAAUUUCAGAAAUAAAAAAUUGGAAAGCUUAUUACACACAUAUUAUGAUAUGAAUAAAAAUUUAUUGAACUUUAUGUGUAAUAAAUAUGAUGAUCUUCGUAUGUUUGCUGAACAUGCAAAAGAUUUUUUAUCACAAAAUAUAUAUAAUAAAAAAAUUAAGAGUGAUAAUGAAUUAAUUUUAUUUAAUGAUGAUUUAUUUAUACAAAAUAGUAGUGAUGAAGAAAUUAAAAAUGAUAGUAAUAUAAUUUAUACAAAAUAUAAAAAUUAUAGCUUAUUGAGAAUAAAAAAACAUUAUGGAAAUUAUACAUUUUCUAAUUUAUGUCCUAUGAAUAAUAAAGAUUCUUCUUCCUUUGAAAAGAAAUGUUUAUUUAGCCGCUCUUAUAUAUAUAGCUAUAAAAAAGCUAAUAUAGUUUUAAAAAAGAUUUCUAAUUUGUUUAGAGAUUUUAUUAAAUCUAGACAUAAUUAUAAUUUUUCUUUUAAACACCAAUUAUUUUCAAAUGAUGAUGCAAUAUUCAUAAUUCAAGGUAUAAGCGACAUAAAAAAGAAGGCAAAAAAGAAGACAAAAAAGAAAGAAGAUAAAAAAAUGAAAAAUUAUAAACAAGCUCCAUUAAAAUAUAUCAAAGAAUUAAAACGGGUAAUUAAAUAUAUACAAACUAAUAAUAUGUCACCAGAUGAUUUACGAUUAUGUUCAAGAAAUUAUAUAAAUAUAAAUAAUAAUGAAAAAGUAUUCUUUAAAAAAAAAGUAUUAGUGAUUUGUGAAUUAAGGGAUCAUAAUAACAAUUUGUUAGAUGUUAUACAUUUAUCAAAUGCAUUCAAAGAAGAAUAUAAUGAUUUAUUGGAAGAGAAUGAAGCGUAUAAAUUAUUUAAUUAUCAGGGUAUUCCCGGUUCGAUGGAAUAUGAUAAUGAUGGUAUUGAUAAUAAUGAUGUUGAUAAUAAUGAUGUUGAUAAUAAUGAUGUUGAUAAUAAUGAUGUUGAUAAUAAUGAUGUUGAUAAUAAUGAUGUUGAUAAUAAUGAUGGUGUUGAUAAUAAUGAUUGUGUUGAUAAUAAUGAUGUUAAUAAUGAGUGUGAUAGUGACGAUGAUAGCAAUGAUGAUAGCGAUGAUGAUAGUGAUGACGAUAGCGACGACGAUAGUGACGAUGAUGAUGAUUAUGAUAAUUAUGAUGACGUCUAUGAUAGUGAUGAUGAAGAUAAUUACACUCGAAAAAAUAAUUUCUGUAUGUUUAGAAAAAGGUUCUUAAAUAGAAACAAUUAUCUUUUAGAAAAAAAAAGAGAGGAACUAACAAGUACGAGUUUAAUGAAAGAAAAUCAUUUAAGUGGAAUAAUAAAUAAUACUGUAGAUAUGGAAAUGAAUUAUAUGGUACAUUAUAAAGGAAAUAAGAAUAAAUUAAAAAAACAUAAGAGAAGAAGUAAUAAGGAUAUACAUGUAAGAAGAAAGAACACAUCUUAUGAUAUGAAUGAUGAAAAUUUCUCUUAUUCUUCCAUAUCACAUUCAUCAUCAUCUUUAUCAUAUGAUGAUAAUGAUAUGAUGGAUAAUAAUUUACCUUUUAGAACAAAUUAUUCAUUUGUUAAUAUUCCUAUUGCUCAUGGAGUACCAUAUACUAAUACACCAUUAAAUAAUAGUUCUGUACAAAGAAAUAAUACAAUUUUAAGAAAUCGAACAAAUUCUAGUAUUGAUAAUAAUAAUAAUAGUAAUAAUAUUAUACCUAGUACUCAACAUGUUAGGCUUUUUAUUAAUAAUACUUUGACAAACCAUUUAACUGCUGUAGAAAGUAAUGUACCUAAUCGUAGAAGAAAUAGUUUAGGUGAUAAUUUGUAUACAUAUAUUAAUAAUAUGUUGCAUAAUCCGAAUAAUACCAUGAACUUGAAUAGAGAUAUGAAUGUAGUUAAUAUGAUGGGACGUAUCUUUGACAUAAGUCGUAUAGGAAAUACAAGAAAUACAAAUACUCAGAAUGAUCAAAAUAAUAUGGAUAAUUCGAAUGCAAAUUUUAAUAGUGAUAAUCAGACCAUGAAUGAACAAAAUGAAGGAUAUUCUAUAAAUGUUGAAGUUAUUCCUGGAUCUGUUACCAUACCAGAUAAUGAUCAAAAUGGUGAAAAUGAUCAAAAUGUUCAAGAUGUAGAUGUUCAAAAUGGUCAAGAUGCAGAUAAUCAAAAUGUUCAAGAUGUAGAUGUUCAAAAUGGUCAAGAUGCAGAUAAUCAAAAUGUUCAAGAUGUAGAUGUUCAAAAUGGUCAAGAUGCAGAUAAUCAAAAUGACAAAGAUUCAGAUAAUCAAAAUGUCCAAGAUGUCAUUGAUCAAAAUGACCAAGAUGUAAAUGUUGAUAAUUCAAAUAAUAAUAUUAAUAAUAACGUUAUAACUAUAAGCAACACAAAUGAACAAAAUAAUGUUAACAAUAUAAACCAAGUUAAUAAUAAUAAUUCAGAUAAUAUAAAUGUGAUUAGUAAUAUUAAUAGUGAGAUGCGAAAUGUUCCUAAUAACAAUAAUCAACCUUUAAAUAUGGAAUACCAAUUUUUAGAUAUGAUAUAUAAUAAUAUUUUAAAUUCAAGAAAUGAACGAAGAAAUAUAAGCACAUCCGUAAAUACAAGAAAUAGACCAUUUAAUAGAAAUAAUGUUAUUAUAUCACGAAGAAAUAAUUCCUUAAAUAUUCCAACAGGGGAUAUAUCAGAAGAAAUGAUACGUAAUAUGAUAGCGGUUAGCAUUGGAAAUCUGGAUAUACUAAAUGAAAAAGAACCUUUAAAUAAUUUUAUAAAAGGAAUUACUAAUGAUUCCAAAGAACAAAUUAAAAAAGAAAGAAUGACAUUUAAUUUAAUUCCUUUAAACUGGAAAAAUGUUUGUGCAAAAAAGAAAUACGAUGUUAAGAUUAAAUAUAUUUAUACCUUGCCUGAAUGUGCAGAUAAAAUAUUACAGACGUAUAACAAGAAUGAUCAAAUGGAUUUGGACUUUGUUGUUAUAUGUGAGGGUUUAUAUGAAGAAAGUAAUAAAAAUUCAGAAAAGGAAAAAGAAUAUAAGAUAGGAGACCAAAAAAUGGCAAAUCAUAUAGUAAAAGUUGAUAAAAUGAAAGAGAAUGAAAUAGAAAAUCAAAAAAUCAAAAACAAUGUUAUUAUAGAAGACGAAAGAAAUUUAGAAUCUCAAAAAACAAAUAUAAUUAAUAAAGAAGAUGAUAUAAAGGAUGAUAAGAAAAAAAGUGAAGAAUCUCAACAAAAAAUAGAAGAACAUUAUUCUAGCAAAAAUUAUGAAUUAUCCAAGAACGAUUUAAGUAAUUCAUAUGCAUUUUCUAUAGAACUAAAUAAUAAUAAUAAUAACAUAAGUAUUGAUAAUAAUUGUAUAUAUGGUGAAAAUAUUAGAUAUAAUGAAAUGAAAAAGGAAUAUAUAACAAAUACCACACAAGGUAAAGACAACCAAAGAAAUACUACUAUAUUAGAUAAAGAAUAUAAUAAUAGUAUAAUUGAGAAUAAGAAAAAUAUUUCUUCUAAAUCGAGUGCAUUUGAUAUGUCUGAUUGUUACUCCAUUUUUUCAAGUGGUUCUUCUGACAGUAACCUGUCUAAUGAUAUAAAUGAAUUUAAUUUUUUCUCAUCAAGUGAAGAAUGUUCAGAAUGUGAAUAUAAUAACUUGUGCUUACAUAAUAGUAAUAAUAUAAGUUCUUAUUCAGUAUAUAAAUUUUUAAAAAAGGAUAAUUCUAUAUUGUUUGUUAAUAAUUGUAAUGUGAAAAUUAAAAGAUGUGAAGGAAUUAUAAAAGAAUACCGUUUAAAAAGGAAUAAGAGGAAUAAUAAUAUAAAUAUAGAAAAUAUUCAUUCUCGUAAUAAAAAUAAAAAAUAUAAUAGACAAACGAAACUUAUAUCUUUAAAAAUAAAUGAUAUGAAAUACAAAUAUAUAGAGAAUCAAAAUAGUGAUAAUUUUAUUUCUGAACCUUUUUUUAGUAUAAAAUCGAAAUGUCUUGAAAAUAUUCUAUUACAAGAAGGUUAUUACAAAAAUGAAGAAAAUGAAAUGAAAGAAAAUAAAUGUGAAAAUGAACAAAUAAACAAUAAAAAAAUAUAUGUAAAUAGCAGUGAUAUAAUAACUUCAUAUUAUUCAGGUGAGAAAAAGGAUCAAAACCUUUAUGGUAGUAAUAUGGAAUAUAAUAAAGGAAAAAGUGAUAUUAAUAAUAAUAAUAAUAAUAAUAAAAAUAAUACAAAUGAAAAUGUUAAUUCAUGUAAUAGUGCUGUUAAUACAAAAAAUUUUGAAAAUGAAAAAAAAGAAAUUCUUGAUAUAGAUGUAUUAGCAAAAAAAAAUUUCAAUUAUAAUAUAAGUGCAUUUAUACAUUGUAUGAGUAAGAAAGUAUGCAAUUAUUUUUAUGAUGAAAACCAUUUAAAAUAUCUUAAUAAUAUUAGUAAAAAGAAACAAUCAUUCUUUUUAGAUAAGGUAUAUAAAAAGAAAAAUAUAUAUGAAGAUAAAAAAGUGAAUAGUGAUAUUUAUUGGACAUCAUCAAAUGUUAGUUUUUAUACAGCUGAUUGGUAUGAUAUAUUGUAUAGAAUAUUUUUUGAUCCAUCCUCUAGAUUUUAUGAAAUGUUAUUAAAACAUCAUGCUCAUAAUAUUCCAUGUAUUAAAUUUUCUCCGGAUGAUAAUUUCUUGUUAUCUUGUUCAGUUGAUAAAAGUAUAAGUUUAUGGUAUCCUAAUAAUAUCAAGAAUGAUAAACUAGAAAAUAAUUAUAAUAUUUAUGAUCAUUUGUUUCCAUAUUAUAAAGAUGAAAAAAAAGAAAACUCUAAAAAAAUAAUAAAACAUAAUAAUAAAAAAAAAAAAAAUUCUUAUAUUGAUAACUUUGAGCAUAUUUUACAUCAUUUAGAUGGUUCAUAUAAAACUCAUGAUAUUUUUUUGGAUGACAAUAAUUUUAUGUUUAAUAAUAUAAUAGAUAGAAGUAAAAAUAAAAAGACAGAGAAUAUGAAAAUGAAGAAGAAAAAGAAAUAUUGCUUUGAAAAAUUAUAUAACAAAACGAAAAGAUGGCAUAUAAAUAAAGAGAAGGAAUUAGUUGAACAGAAAAGAAGUAAUAUAUUAUGUAAACAAGAAUUAAAACAUAUGGGUUGGAGUGGAGAUUUUAUUAUAAAAAAAAAUGUUAAAAAAAUGGAUUUUUUUGUAGAUAUAUUUUUUAAUACACCUUCGAACAUAUUUAAAGAUAAUUUUGUAUGUUCGCAAUAUUUUCCUUACACGGAUAAACCUUUAAAUAAUUUUUUAAAUAUUUUUGAAAAAUAUUCAUUAUUUGAACUCUUUAAAUUAUCCUUUUUGAAUUUACAAGGAAAGGACCAAAAAAUUGAGAGCAUAUUAUCUAAUAGAAGCAUUAAUAACUUGGUCAAUUAUCUUUUCAAAAUGAAUAGUAAAAAGUUAAAGUAUAUGAAAGAAAACAAUAUUGAUAAUAUCGUAAGUCUAUUAACUGAAGGGGAAUUAUUUAUUAAUAGAAAUAAACGAACAAAUGAAAAGGUAGGAAAGAAAAAUUAUAUUGAUAAUGACAAAGAAGAUGAAGAAAAAGAAAGAAAGAGAGUUGAAAUGAAAACAUUAAAAAGGAUUUAUGUAGCUAUGAAAUAUGCUUGUAGACACAUGUUAAAAAAAUAUCUGUUAUUUAAACCUAAUAACUAUAAAGAAAAAAUUCCUAAUAGAAAUAAGAAUAUGAUAUCAGCAGAAGAAAUAUUAUUAAAUAAUAAUGAGGUACCCAUAUUAACAGAUUAUGAUUUUAAUUUUUCAAGUGAUAGUGAUGAUAAGCAUAUGUCUCGUAAGAAAAAUAAAAGCAUAGAUAUUAAUAAUAAUAAUGUAGGAGAUUCAUGUACUUAUGAAAACAACGAAUUAAAAAAAAAAUUUUAUAAUUUACAUAAUAAACAGUGUAUAUCAGAUGAAGAAAAGAGCUCUUCUUCAAAUGAUGAAUUUUCAUCGUCAUCUUUUCAUUUUAUAAGUAGUAGUACUAGAACAAAUAGGGAAGGUAAAUAUCUUAAUAAAGAUAUCAACGAAUCAGAUGAAGAAUAUAUAAAAAAGAGAAAAAUGAAAGAAUCCUUAUUUUAUAAAUAUAUAAAUAAAAUAAGAAAUGAAUUUAAUGCAAAUUAUUUAUUAUAUAGAGAUGAAAAAUAUGAUAUGUUAAAAAAUAAAUGGAUAUACUUUUUACAGAAAUUAUUAAAUCAAUAUGUACAUAUGAAAUGUUUUAAAAAAGUCUAUGCACAUAUUAAGAAUAAAUUAUUACGAAAUGCUAUAAAGAAAUAUAAAAAGCAGAAUAAUCAUAAUUUCUAUUUUAAUUUUCAUAUAACUACAAAUUAUAAGGAAUCUAAAAUAUUAAAGGAAUUACUUAAAAAUUAUUCAACAUACUUUGAUAAAAUAAAAAGCACAAGAAUGGAUAAUAGUAAAAAUGAUUUUAAGAUGGUUAACAAAAAAUUCAAGUCCUAUUUAAGGUUAAUAAAAAAAGAAAAGCUUUUUAAAAAAAGACGACAAGGAGAAGCAGAAUUAAAUAAUCAAAAGAUAUUUGAACGAUUAUAUGAACAUAUUAAUAGUAAUAAUAAUAAUAUAAAUAAUAAUAGCAAUAUAAAUAAUAAUAUCAAUAUUAAUAAUAAUAGUUAUUGUUUUAAUGAUGAUAUGGGAUAUACACUUAUAUUAAAAAAUACUGUUUCGAAUUUUCACAAUAUUAUAUAUAAUAUAAUAAAUAUAUCACCUCAUAAUAAAAUAAUUAAACAUUGUAAAUAUUUAAAAAAAUAUAAUCAAGACAAACAUAAGAAAGAAUAUAAUUUGGAUAGAGAAAAAGUAUAUACUGAUCAUCAUCAUCAUAAAAAAAAAAAUUUUAUAUUUAAUAACAUUUUCAAUGAUUUCAAUAAGGAUAUAAAAAAUAGAACUACUUUUUAUUCAUCAUCAGAUUCAUUGAAUUCUGAUAUAAAUGAGGUUUCAUAUAAAGGAAAAGUAAAAAGAAUGGUUAAAAGAAAAAAGAAAUUAAAAAAAUUAUAUAAUAAUAAUAUGAAAGACACAUUUAUUAUUAAAAAGGAUAAUAUUUAUGUAGGUAAAAAAAAGAUACCGAAUAAUUAUAAUUUCUAUAGAAAUAUAACAUAUGAUAUAAAUGAAAAUGUAACAUUAUUUAAUAAACAUGAUAAAAAAAAUAAUAAUAUUAAUUAUAAUGCAUUAAAUUCAUUUAAUAAUAUAAGAUGCUUGAAAAAAGAAAAUAUUAAAGAAAAUAUUUUAAUGAAAGAAAAUAAAAAAUUUAACAUCUGUUUCUUAAAUUUAAAUAAAGGUAAUUAUCAAAUUAAUUAUUUUUCAAAUAUUGAUAUACUUAAAAAAUUUUAUAAAUUUUGUGGUAAAGGAUUAAUUCUGGUGAAUAUACAAUAUAUAAAAAAUGAUACUACUAAAAAAGGAGAAAAAAAUAAUAUACAUAUUAAUAAUAUACAUAUUAAUAAUAUACAUAUUAAUAAUAACAAUUUAAAGAAUCUUAAUGUAAAAGAAAAUGACAAUGGUUUGAAUAAAAGACCUAAAAAUCUUAUUUUCCAAACAGACAUAUAUAUAUGCAACACAUAUAGAGGUAAUAAAAAUAUAAAAAAAAAAAAAUCGAGAACUAUCAUUUUUAUAAUAAAAGUUAACGUAAUUGAAUUAAAAAUGUACUUAUUAAGAAAAAAAAUAUUUGAAGAGAAAUAUAUCAAUAAUUCGUUUUAUAUUCAUUUACAAGUUAUACGAAUAAUUUAUUUUUUAACCCUACAAAAUUGUAAAAUAUACUCAUCACAAAAUAAUAAUAAUGAUCAAACAGAAAUUGUUGAUAUUCAUAACUAUAAUAUUAAUUAUAAUAUAAAUUACUCAAAUAUUGAUGAACAGAGCAAACAAAAAAUACUUAAAUAUUAUUUAUCAAAUAAAGAAUAUAAAUUUUUUCAAUUUUUAACAUCAAAUCUGUUCGAAAAAAAUAAAAGGAAUAAAAAUCUGAAACCAAAGGAAAUAUAUAAAAAUAUAAUAAAUAUGAGAAAUUAUAUAUUUAAUGUAAAGGAAGAUGAUAAAUAUGAACAAUAUAUUAAUCUAUUAUCAACCUCUGAAGAAACAAAUAUAGAAAUAUUUAAAGAUCUAUAUAAUCAGUGUAGAAAUAAUAAAUAUCAAAGUAUAUCAUUUAAUAUAUUUUUUUUAUUGUUACCAAAUUAUAAAAAAAAUAUACUUAUGCUUAAUAUAUCUACUUUAAGAUUUUUAUAUUCACAUAUGAAAAGUGAACAUACCAAUAAAAAGAAUUACAAAAAAAAAUUCAAAAAAAAAAAAAAAAAUACCAAAGAACAAAAAAUAAAAAAAAAUUUAUGUUGUAUAAAUAAAGAUAAUUAUAUUUAUAAUAACAUUAUAAAUAAACAGCAAAAAAAAGAAUUGAAUAAAUAUUUAAUACUAUCAGCAGAUAAAUGUAAUUUAUAUCUAUUGAAAUUUAAAUUUAUAAAAAUCACUAGAAAUUUAUUUACUACCAAAUUUCUUCCUAUAUCUAUUCAGAAACUACCUAAAGAACAAUAUGCAACAUUUAAACAAGUAUUUUCAACAUCACGUAUUAGUUUGUUAAAAAUUAUAUAUGAAAGAUCAUGUGUAAUAUUGGCCAAUCAAUAUAGUAAUAAAAUAUUUAUAUAUUUUGUGCAGAAAUGUAUGUAUACAAAUACGUAUUUUUUAAUACCAUAUUUUUUUCUUCCACUAUAUACUUUUACUAUAGGGAGAAAACUUACACCGAAUUUUAAUAAGGAUAUAUUAAUUUGUCAUAAGAAAUAUAUAAUAAAUAACGUAAAUUAUAAUUUAAAAAGAUUAAUAGAUGGUAGAUCAAUAGAAGAAGCCAACGAUAGCGACUUUUUUAUAGCAGGCCUGGAUGUCAUCUAUGUUAAUAAAAGGGAUAAUACAUUUGAAUUGUUGGUCUAUGCACUUUUAUUAAGUAACGUUAUUUUUUGUUACAAACUAAAUUUUGAAUAUUACUAA
Plasmodium gaboni is the source of this 12471-nucleotide messenger RNA. RefSeq lists its product as hypothetical. Gene Ontology annotation, cellular component: nucleolus; 90S preribosome. Gene Ontology annotation, molecular function: protein binding; U3 snoRNA binding. Lineage: Eukaryota; Apicomplexa; Aconoidasida; Haemosporida; Plasmodiidae. Bases 1 to 12471 code for a protein of 4156 amino acids. The record is from RefSeq and is a predicted model, not a curated record. The transcript is spliced from 2 exons. Gene Ontology annotation, biological process: endonucleolytic cleavage to generate mature 5'-end of SSU-rRNA from (SSU-rRNA, 5.8S rRNA, LSU-rRNA); endonucleolytic cleavage in 5'-ETS of tricistronic rRNA transcript (SSU-rRNA, 5.8S rRNA, LSU-rRNA).